Ciona intestinalis (vase tunicate) is the source of this 987-nucleotide messenger RNA. Its product is annotated as F-box only protein 36-like. NCBI's taxonomy places the organism in Eukaryota, Metazoa, Chordata, Ascidiacea, Phlebobranchia, Cionidae. Gene Ontology annotation, molecular function: protein binding. The record is from RefSeq and is a predicted model, not a curated record.
UAGGAAAUUUUUGAUUUGAAACUGUAAGGAUGAAAUCAUUGUUUAAGAACGGAGAGUUGUUAAAUGUGAGUGAACAAGCUCCAUCACCAAGUAAAGACUUCAUUAACUUGAUUGUUACCAUGAAAGAGGUUAUAUGGAGAUAUUGGAAAAUUAAUCCUCAGUGUUUAAAAUCUGAUGUCAGCAUUGCUCCAUCAGAAAACCGACAAUCACAUGAUGAUUUUAUUCAUGAUUUAGAUUUACACUCUGAAGUAAAACGCGUGUUUGGAGUCAAUAUGUUGGUUUAUAUAAAGCAGCUUUGUCUUGGACAUUUUGAUUAUUUUGUUCGACUUUCAAACCCGUUACAAAUAUUGAUAAUGUCGUACAUGGAACUCGAAGACAUUGCUAGUUUGUCGCAAACCAACAAACAUUUUCAUGAGCUUUGCAACUCUGAGCAACUUUGGGAACAUAUUGUUGAGAGUCAUUGUGAUACGAUCACACCAGAGAUGAAAUUGUUUGCUGGUGAAGUUGGAUGGAAACAUGUAUUCUUUACUAACAAACUACAGCUACGAGCUCAAAUGCGCAGACAUCAGAACCGAGGGACGUUUAGCAAUGCCCCCGAUGAACAGUAACGUGCACGACAUAUACUGUUUUUAACAUUAGUGGUGCCAUAUAUAUAUUGCAUCACUGUGACUUUUGUAAACGCAGCUUAAGAGCAGAAAAACAAGUCAUUAACAAGUUUUGUAUUGCUUUGCAAUCAUUUUAAAGGUGUUUCAUUGCAUAUAAGUUGAGUUUAAUUAUCAUAAGCGAUAUGUUGCUUGAUUUGCUUUCUUUUUUAACCAUAUGCCUGUGAGUUAUUUUUAAUUUUUGUAUAAUUUUUCAUACAUAUUUUUCAAAAAGUAAAUUCGUUCAGUGAGACCAAGUACCUUGUUCCUUUUGUUAACUGUUUUUUUUGUAAUCUUUUAUUAGUGUUACACUAUUGGUUCAUAUAUAUUUUGUUAAUAAAAGAAA